CCGCAAAUACAAAUUCUAGCUGGCAACAUUUUCGUCUCUACGAAGCAAUCGUUUCUGAUUGGCUACCGAAAGUCCGCAAAUUGAACGUCAUCGGAAUGGCAUUGCCAUCUCGCCUGUCGCGUCGCGUACACUUUUUGCGUUUUCCAUUUAUAAAACAGAACGAACAUGGUGGCGGAUUUUGAUGUGCGAGAGAAAAAAGAAGUAAAAAAAUACAUGUGACGGAUUAAAUUUUUAUUCAAUAACAUCACGCAUAACUGCGCACUCGACGACGUCGUUUUCGAUCGUUUUGACACGAAUAACUGAAUCUAUCUUUAAAUCGCACGAACGUAAUCGAUUAAAAAAUGUGUUAAAACUGCGUUCCUUGUUUCCUUCCUAAAGAUCGGUACAAUCUAGCGACACUUGACAAUGCACUAGUACAACUACGUGAUGGUGUCACCCAAGGAUGUGUCGUGGGAGCAGAAGAUCGGUGUCGAGUGCGCAAAAAGGAGACGUCUUCGUCAGAUUCAACGUUAGACGAAUUAAUCGCGAGAUAUAUCUUCGGUGAGGCCAGGUCGAGCGUGAUGCACUUGUGGUCAGUGAUGACACUGGCGUUCUAAGGGCAUCCGAGUAAUCGUCAGUGCAAAGUGUACCGCGAAGCGUCGAAUUAAUGGAACAUGCUUGUCCGUUGUUCGUGCGGUUUUCCUUAAGUAACGAGUCAUGCCCGGCGAACCACCAGUGGCAGCUGGAAACAAAUCCAGUGGCAAAGCGAAGCGGAUCUCCAUACCACGUGUGCAGAGCAGCACCGACACAGAGCUACAGUCACAGCAGAGUGGUUCUACCCCGCUGCAACCCACCGCGUUGCACUAUGUCAGCUUCCGUUCGGAGUUAGAAGACAGCCCUAUCCCACCAGCGUUGCGAUGCCGCUUGUAUGAUCUCUUCCAACAGAUUGAGAAGGAAUUUGAGAUGCUGUACACCGAAAAUCUUGGAUUACAAGAGAAGGUAGAUAUCUUGAACGACAGACUGGAAAGAGAAUGUUAUGGAUCAGGCGAGCGCAGUUUGCCCCCUGGGGAUCUCGCGGAUUAUCCGGAAGCGAAAAAUCUUUCCAAGCAGAAAUCAGUGGGCGCAAACUCGGCACAAAAAAUCAAGGCUGCUCACAAACUGAAGGCACAGACCAGCAAGAUAGUUUCGAGCUUUAAAACUCCGUCUAUGACCUGCACCAUGCAACGAGAAUACGUCGGCCACCGAGACGGCGUGUGGGAAGUGUCGGCAGGCAGAUCGGGGCAGCCUAUCAUAGCCACCGCUUCCGCCGAUCACACGGCACGCAUAUGGGCGAUAGACAGCGCGCGGUGUUUACUGCAAUACAUCGGUCACAAUGGAUCCGUGAAUUCUGUGCGAUUUCACCCGAACAGGGAGCUGGCGUUGUCGGCAAGCGGCGACGGUACCGCUCACGUGUGGCAAGCAGCCGUCGACUGGGAUAUGCCAAAGAGAAUGCCGUCGCUGGAGGAGGUUCCGGUGGCCGGGUCCGAGCGAUCCGCCGCCAGCAAUCUGAUCGGCAACAACGACGAGCAGGACGAGCCGCCGACCUUGCGUACGCCGACGCGCGAGCUCCUGGGCCACUCGAGUGUCGUGAUGGCCGCGGAUUGGCUCGCGGGCGCUGAACAACUGGUCACGGCUUCCUGGGACAGAACAGCGAAUCUGUACGACACGGAAACCGGGGAGAUCAUACACACGCUCUGUGGACACGAUCAGGAGCUGACUCACGUGUCGACUCACCAUACGCAACGGUUGUGCGUCACGUCCAGCAGAGACAGCACGUUCCGACUGUGGGACUUCCGGGAACCAAUACACUCGGUUUCGGUGUUCCAAGGUCACACGGAGACAGUAACGUCCGCGGUCUUCACGCGAGAAGACAAGAUCGUGUCCGGCUCGGACGACAGAAGCGUGAAGGUCUGGGAAUUGCGUAACAUACGCAGUCCGUUAGCGACGAUACGCGGGGAUACCGCCGCCAACAGAUUGUCGGUUUCGAGUACCGGGGUAGUGGCAAUACCGCAUGACAACAGACAAAUACGUUUGUUCGACUUAAGCGGCCAACGUCUGGCUAGAUUACCAAGAACUAGUAGACAGGGCCACCGUAGAAUGGUGUGUUCCGUCGCUUGGUUCGAAGAUAGCAGUGUAUGUAAUUUAUUUUCCUGUGGUUUCGAUAGACUAGUAUUAGGAUGGAGCGUUCUUCCCGUCAAAGAUGCUUGAACAGUGUCGGGAACAGCGUGGCGUUAUUACCAGGCCGCGCCUCACGUUAACGUGACAUUGGAAAUAACUAGGUGCAAUGUAGACGCAGAAGUACAUAUGUAACCGUACAGCAGAAAUCCAGCAAUUAAUCCAAUCAACGAGCCUCCCUUUCCACUUUUGCAGACGACUGCAAUAAAAAGUCAAGAUGUACGUCUUAUUAUUAAGUAGCUGGGAGAGAUAAAUUAUAUAUAUAUAUAUAUAAACAAAAAGUGGAUUUUAAAGUUGCAAUAAAGCUGUGAACGUCUUAUGUAA
Messenger RNA from Ooceraea biroi (clonal raider ant), 2517 nucleotides. RefSeq names its product WD repeat domain 37 (gene Wdr37). NCBI's taxonomy places the organism in Eukaryota, Metazoa, Arthropoda, Insecta, Hymenoptera, Formicidae. Gene Ontology annotation, molecular function: protein binding. The record is from RefSeq and is a predicted model, not a curated record.